GGGCGGCGUGCUCGGUGCGGAGCGUGGGGUAAAACAUGGCUAAGAGCUUACGGAGUAAGUGGAAAAGGAAGAUGCGUGCUGAAAAGAGAAGGAAGAAUGCUCCAAAGGAGCUCAGCCGGCUUAAAAGUAUCCUGCGAGUAGACGGCGAUGUUCUAAUGAAAGAUAUUAAAGACAUAGCAACCGUGGUUGCACCCAAACAUCAUCAAGAGAAAAUGGAAUGUCAGGUGACAGAGGAGAAGGAUGACAUGAAAAUGGAGACUGAAACAAAGAGAAACAGAAAGACUCUCCUAGAUGAGCAUGGGCAGUACCCAAUAUGGAUGAACCAGAGGCAAAGAAAAAGGCUGAAGGCAAAGCGAGAGAAGGCAAAGGGGAAGAGCAGAGCCAAAGCGGUGAAGGCAGCCAAGGGCUUGGCUUGGUGAACAGGCCCAACCGGACAGAUGUUUGGUGAGAGUGUGCAUUGAUUUCAGCUCUCACCAGGUGAAAAACAGUUAUUUUCAUAGUUCAAGUUACCUUUAUUUUCUUCAAUUCAAACCCAGUGUAACUCCUCCAAGUUUUUGGAAAAACUAAAAUAAAGGAAUUUGGGUGGUGAAUGAAA
This is a messenger RNA of Ochotona princeps (American pika), 595 nucleotides long. RefSeq names its product LLP homolog, long-term synaptic facilitation factor (gene LLPH). Bases 36 to 419 code for a protein of 127 amino acids. The record is from RefSeq and is a predicted model, not a curated record. The transcript is spliced from 3 exons. Lineage: Eukaryota; Metazoa; Chordata; Mammalia; Lagomorpha; Ochotonidae. Gene Ontology annotation, molecular function: RNA binding. Gene Ontology annotation, cellular component: nucleolus. Gene Ontology annotation, biological process: dendrite extension.